AGACAAAACGGCCAUCGCACGAUUUGGGGGAUUAGCCGGUGGUGACUUAUUUGUUUUCUCUUAUGGUUCUGACUGUAUUCCUCCCCCCUCGGAGUCGCACGAAGGGGGCGUGAUCUCCUGUCUGUUGCACGGUGGUUGGAGCAGUGAGAGAGAAAGCUGCAUGCGGUUGGUGAUGGAUAGUGUGAGACUCCGAGGCUGUGGUGGAAUGAGCAGUGUGUGUGUGUUGAAGAGGAAAGCAGUGCUCUGGCAGGAUUCGUUCAGCCCCCACCUCAGAACUACAUCUCCCAGCAUGCCUGUGGUGCUGAGUAGUGGAGGACAUGGCCCUCCAACUGGGCAGACCCCUCAGGCCCCACCCUCAAGCCAGCAGGGUGUGGCGGGUGCAGGGCGCUCCCAGGAUGAUGCCAUGGUGGACUACUUCUUCCAGCGGCAGCACGGUGAACAGCCUGGCAAACACCGCUGGCCGGCUGGAGACAACAUCCAUGACAGCCAGGUGCGGUCCAUGGAUGAGCUGAACCAUGAUUUUCAGGCUCUGGCUCUAGAGGGGCGUGCCAUGGGCGAGCAACUGCUUACAGGCAAGAAGUUCUGGGAGACAGAUGACUCUGGUAAGGAUGGACCAAAAGGGAUCUUCCUGGACCAGUGGAGGGACAGUGCAUGGGGGGCUUCAGAUCACUCAGUGUCGCAGCCCAUCAUGGUGUCCCGUCGGCCGGGCCAGGGUUUUCAUGGUGGCGGAGAGGUCGGAGUGGGCUCUGUGAUGUCACCACGGUCUGAGAGCGGAGGCCUCGGGGUCAGCAUGGUGGAGUACGUCCUCUCCUCCUCGCCUGCUGACAAACUGGACUCCUGCCUUCGCAAAGGCCCCUAUGGGCAGAGGGACAGUGAGGUGGAGGAGGAGAAAAGAGAGAAGCCAAAGGCAGUGUUUGAAGGCGAGAAAUUAAAAGAGUUGACAGAGGGCGAAGCUGACGUCAUCAGCGACGUCAUCAACCCAAAUGGGCUGCCUGUGCAGAAUGGCUUGGAUGUGGAUGUCAAAGAAUUUGGUCGUCCCCCAGGUAACAUGCCAGCCCCGGGCCCUGAGAGUGACCUGCUUGGGGGUCCUGGAGGAGUAGGGGCUGAUGGCCUGGCACCUCUGGGGGGUGGUGGAGGCCCCAAGCCUCCUGAGGAUUUCCCAGGAGUGGAUCAAGGCGGUGUCACCAUGGACCCAAUGGAAUCUGUGAUGGAGCCACUGCAGUUUGACUACAACUCCCAGAUGCCCAUGGACUCUGCCCCCACUGUGGGCCUGUUUGACUACACCAACCAGCAGCAGCUGUUUCAGAGAAACAAUGCCCUAGCAGUACAGCAGCUGACAGCUGCCCAACAGCAGCAAUAUGCCCUGGCAGCAGCACAGCAGCCUCACAUCGGUCUGGCCCCAGCUUUUGUGCCCAACCCUUACAUCAUCAGUGCCGCCCCACCAGGGACAGACCCCUACGCAGCCGGGCUGGCAGCUGCAGCAACACUCGGCCCAGCAGUAAUGCCUCCCCAGUACUAUGGUGUGACCCCCUGGGGGGUGUACCCUGCCAACCUGUUCCAGCAGCAGGCUGCUGCAGCCAACAGCUCAGCCAAUCAGCAGGCAGCAGGCCAGGGCCAGCAGAACCAACAGCAGGUGAUGCGUGCUGGAGGCAGCCAGCGACCCUUGACACCCAGCCAGGGUCAGCAGGGUCAGCAGAAUGACCAGCUGGUUGCUGCAGCAGCAGUCAACUCAGCCCUUGCCUUUGGACAAGGGUUGGCAGCCGGCGUCCCUGGCUACCCUGUACUUGCCCCAGCAGCCUACUAUGACCAGACAGGGGCCCUGGUGGUCAACACUGGAGCUAGGAGUGGCCCUGUCCGCCUCAUGGCCCCUGCCUCCGUCAUCAUAUCUCCCUCUGCAGCACAAGCAGUGGCAGCGGCAGCAGCUUCGGCAAGUGGUGCCAACGGCGGCCUUGGUGGUGGAGCCAACGGUCCGUUUCGUGCCAUGACAUCCCAGCAGCCUCAGCAGCAGGGUGGCCCAGGUGGUGCGCUGGGUGGCAGUUCUUUCUAUGGCUCUUCCUCCCUCAGUUCUUCCUCCCAAAGUUCCUCCCUUUUCUCACAGGGGUCUGCCCAGCCCGGCCCAGGCUCGGCCUCUUUGGGCUUCAGCCAGCCUGCCUCCUCCUCCCUCGGAGCUACACUGGGAGCCACACUGGGUGGUUUUGGCACUGCAGUGGCUAACUCCAGUGGUGGCAGUGGGUCCAGACGGGACUCGCUGACAGGCAGUAGUGACUUGUACAAACGUACGCCCUCCAGCCUCACCCCAAUUGGCCAUGGAGGCUUCUACAAUGGAACCCUGGGCUUUAGCUCUUCCCCCGGCCCCGUUGGCAUGCCCCUCCCCAAUCAGGGCCCCUCCCACUCUCUAACACCCCCACCCUCCCUAUCCAAUCACAGCUCCUCGUCCAACCUCAACCUCGGAGGCCUGACCAAUGGCAGCGGGCGUUUCAUCUCUGCGGCGCCUGGUGCAGAAGCCAAGUACCGCAGUGCUGCCAGCUCGGGCUCCUCCCUCUUUUCUCCCAGCAGCCAACUGUUCCCGUCGUCACGGCUACGCUAUGGCAUGUCAGAUGUGAUGCCAUCGGGUCGCAGCCGCCUACUGGAGGACUUCAGGAACAACCGCUACCCCAACCUGCAGCUGAGGGACAUCGCUGGCCACAUCAUGGAGUUUAGCCAGGACCAGCACGGCAGCAGGUUUAUCCAGUUGAAGUUGGAGCGGGCCAGCUCCGCAGAGCGCCAGCUAGUCUUUAGUGAGAUCCUCCAGGCAGCGUACCAGCUCAUGGUGGAUGUCUUUGGAAACUAUGUCAUCCAGAAGUUCUUUGAAUUUGGCAGCCUUGACCAGAAGCUGGCUUUAGCAGAGAGGAUCCGAGGCCAUGUGCUGUCCCUGGCUCUCCAGAUGUACGGCUGCAGAGUCAUUCAAAAGGCCCUGGAGUUCAUCCCCUCGGACCAGCAGGUCAUUAGUGAGAUGGUGCGUGAGCUGGAUGGACACGUAUUGAAGUGUGUUAAGGAUCAGAAUGGGAACCAUGUGGUGCAGAAGUGUAUCGAGUGUGUCCAGCCGCACGCCUUGCACUUCAUCAUAGACGCCUUCAAGGGACAGGUGUUUGCCCUCUCCACCCACCCCUACGGCUGCCGAGUCAUCCAGCGCAUUCUAGAACAUUGCCUUCCGGAACAGACCCUGCCUAUUCUAGAGGAGCUCCACCAACACACUGAGCAGCUGGUGCAGGACCAGUACGGCAACUAUGUCAUCCAGCAUGUUCUGGAGCAUGGCCGAGCGGAAGAUAAGAGCAAGAUCGUGGCAGAGAUUAGAGGCAACGUACUGGGACUGAGCCAGCACAAGUUUGCCAGCAAUGUGGUGGAGAAGUGUGUAACCCAUGCAUCGCGGGCAGAGCGUGCGGUGCUGAUAGACGAGGUGUGCAGUCUGACGGAGGGCCCCCACAGUGCCUUAUACACUAUGAUGAAGGACCAGUACGCCAACUAUGUGGUGCAGAAGAUGAUCGACGUGGCUGAGCCCACACAGCGCAAGAUCGUCAUGCACAAGAUCCGGCCUCACAUUUCCACCCUGAGGAAGUACACCUACGGUAAACACAUCCUGGCCAAGUUGGAGAAGUACUACAUGAAGAACGGUGUCGACCUGGGGCCCCUCUGCGGCCCCCCCAAUGGCAUCAUGUAAACAUAAGACCACCAACCCCACCCUAACCUGACAUCAUGUCUACUAAUCCAUAUUAACCUAUCUACUGCCCUCUGUCUUACCCUCAUCAUGCUAUCAUGGCAACCAUCCCCCACCCUAAUGCCUCUGAGCACCAUGCACCUCUUUCCCCCUGAAUCUUUCCCCAUCAAGGGCACCCAGCACCUCUUGUUCCUAUUACCCCACCCCCACAUCUCUGGAGGAACCUGUUAGUACAGGCAGCCUUACAGUAUAUCCAUUUUUUUCCCACCCCCCCUUCCUGCCUGAGCCCAGGCCUGCUGAGCUGGGGGAGGGGGGGGAGAGAGAGAGAGAAAAGUGAGUUGAGGCUUAGACCGCUCUCACCACUCCAAUCUCUUUUUGCUUUUGUUUGUUUUGUUGUUGGGGUUUUUUUGUUUGUUUGUUUUGUUUUUUGGCUUUUUUUCCGUCGCAUCAGAUAAACUAGAAGUCAUUUCACUUUUUGCUACUGCUGCAUACAAACACAUACAUGCGUUCACAUACACACACACAAUCCCAGCACCCCAACCACCUUGCCACCCCAAUUUUUUACCACUAUAAGAUGGAACAAGUAUUUAAUUUGUCUGACAUAAUGGAAUCGUAGACAUACACAUGCCAUUGGCUAACCAGCAGACAGAUCAUUUAGCAUGGGAGAUUCGUUUUCUGGUCUUGCUAUAAAUAUAACGUGUAUACUUGGUGUAGACCUUUGCAUAUAUAUAUAUAAAUAUAUAUAUAUAAAACUUUGUAGUUUUUCUGGUUUUUGAUGUUGAAUCUGUAUCUAUAAUGUAUCCUAGUAGUGACCACAUACUUCUGACUGUAUAAUUGUACAUUUGUAAACCCUUGUAAUGUAAAAGUGCUUUACCACCCUUUUUGGUAUGAGAAUAAAAGAAUUACAAAAAAAAAAACUCACUAUGGAAAAAAAUCUUAGGAAAAAAACUGUGCAUUUCAGUGUAUAUUCUCACCUCCUUGGUUGUGACAUAUGAGUUGUUGUAUAUUGUAAAUUGUAAUAUCAAAUUUUUUUUGGUUUUGAAAAGCCCUUUCUAUACAGCGUAGUCCUUGUACAAAGACCCGCCACGCUUUAUUUUAUCUUUAUCUUGUCACUGCUUAAAUUAAGAGACGUCAAUCUCCCAGAGACUCCCAAUAGGACAAGUUCUGUUAGACUUAGUGGUGUCUUCUGCUUUACGUUGAAGGUUUUGGGGUUCUUUUUUUUUUUCUUAUGUCUUUUUUUAUAGGAAUGCGAUUCCCUUCAUGCAAAGGGCGUUAUGUGUGUGGGAGGGUGGUCAGGUGGGAGAAAUCUCCCACCUUUUGACCACCUCCCAAACUCACCCAUGGCUCUUUACGGAGGGAUAACAAACCCAUGGAUUGUACAGAGGAGACUCUUGUGUUUUUUGGCAUUUCUCUAGUGCUGUAAGUGCUGUAUCAUACUGUCCAUGUCCUUUUGGGUGAGAGGCAGCCCGCCAUGGUGCGGUGUACAUUUGGAAGCAGCCUUGUGUAUAUUUACUACGAGCACACCUGUAACCAUAUGUGUAUAGUUAACAGAACCUGUGUAUGCUUAUUGCCUGGGCAACUAUUUUUUGUAACUCCUGUUGUAGAUUGUCUCUAAACAAUUGUGUGAUCUUUAUUUUGAAACAAAACUGAACAAAAAAAACUUUCAA
This is a messenger RNA of Lampris incognitus (smalleye Pacific opah), 5361 nucleotides long. RefSeq names its product pumilio RNA-binding family member 1 (gene pum1). Gene Ontology annotation, biological process: regulation of mRNA stability; miRNA processing. Gene Ontology annotation, molecular function: mRNA 3'-UTR binding. Lineage: Eukaryota; Metazoa; Chordata; Actinopteri; Lampriformes; Lampridae. The record is from RefSeq and is a predicted model, not a curated record. The coding region runs from base 161 to 3697 and encodes 1178 amino acids. Gene Ontology annotation, cellular component: cytosol; cytoplasm. The transcript has 23 exons.